Molecule: messenger RNA, 2148 nt
Organism: Anopheles marshallii
Lineage: Eukaryota; Metazoa; Arthropoda; Insecta; Diptera; Culicidae
Gene: CDase
Product: neutral ceramidase
Exons: 3
Coding region: 1-2148 (715 amino acids)
Biological process (GO): long-chain fatty acid biosynthetic process; sphingosine biosynthetic process; ceramide catabolic process
Cellular component (GO): extracellular region
Molecular function (GO): N-acylsphingosine amidohydrolase activity
Source: RefSeq, a predicted model, not a curated record
AUGGAUCGACGACAGACACCACGUUGGAAUAGCGCAGAAUUGGGCCGGGUUGGCGUAAUGUCGCGCUGGCUGUUGCUGGUCAUUCUAGCGCUAACGGUCCGCGUUUCGGCCGGAUAUAAAGUCGGCGUGGGUAGAGCAGACUGCACUGGACCGUCGGUGGAAAUAACGUUCAUGGGCUAUGCGCAGGUGACGCAACGUGGAACCGGAAUACAUCUGCGUCAGUAUGCGCGAUCGUUCGUAAUCGAGGACGAACCCGGCACUCGGGUCGUGUUCGUCAGCGUGGACGCGGGCAUGAUGGGCCACGCGGUCAAGCGCGAUGUGCUGGCGGUUCUGCAGAAGAAGUACGGCCCGCUGUACACGGACGAAAAUGUCGUCAUCAGCGGUUCACACACGCACUCCACGCCGGGCGGCUUUCUGAUGUAUCUGCUGUACGAUCUGACGUCGCUCGGGUUCGUGCCGGAGACGUUCAAUGCGCUCGUGCACGGCAUCGCGCAGAGCGUUAUCCGGGCGCACAACAACAUGGUCGACGCACGGAUCUACGUCGCGGAAACGGAGGUGCUGGAUGCGAACAUUAACCGUAGCCCGAGCGCGUACGAAAACAACCCGGAAGAGGAACGGGCCCAGUACCGGCACAACGUGGACAAGACGCUGGUACAGUUGCAGUUUGUGCACGGCCGGGAUGGUACGCCGUUCGGUGCGAUCAACUGGUACGCGGUACAUCCGACGUCGAUGAACAACACGAACCGGCUCGUAUCGAGCGAUAACGUUGGGCUGGCUGCCGUAAUGCUCGAGCUGGAGCGCAAUCCCGGUGCGUUGGUCGGGAAGGGCGAGUUUGUGGGCGCUUUCGCGUCCAGCAAUCUCGGCGACUCGUCGCCAAACAUUGAAGGGCCGAAGUGCGAGAAGACGGGGUUGCCUUGUGACGUGCUGACGUCCUCCUGUCCGUCCGGUGCCGGUGCCUGCUUUGCGUCCGGGCCCGGUCGCGACAUGUUCGAGAGCACGGCGAUUAUCGCCGAUCGGUUGUAUCGGGCCGCGGCCGGGUUGCUCAGCACGUCAAACACCAAAGCGCGCGAAGUGACCGGCCCGAUCGGGUUCGUACAUCAGUACAUCGAUAUGACGACGGCGGAAACGGUCCAUUUCGAUCGUGCCACGCGCACGAUGGCACGUGUGCGCGGCUGUCUGCCUGCGAUGGGAUACAGCUUUGCCGCGGGUACUACGGACGGGCCGGGUGCGUUCGACUUCCAGCAGGGCACGAUCACGGACAAUGCGCUGUGGAAUGCGGUGCGUGACUUUAUCGCCGAACCGACGCAGGACGAUAAGGACUGCCAGGCGCCGAAACCGAUCCUGCUGGCGACGGGACGGGCUCGCUUCCCGUACGACUGGCAACCGAAGAUCGUGCCGACCCAGCUGCUGGUCGUGGGUGACUUCGCGAUGGCGGCCGUACCGGGCGAGUUCACGACGAUGGCAGGCCGCCGGUUGCGCACAGCGGUGGCCCGUGCUUCGGUGGCGGCCGGUGGCCGGGAUUUGCAGGUCGUUGUCGCGGGGCUCUCCAACAUGUACACCAGCUACAUCACCACGCCGGAGGAGUACGAAAUACAGCGGUACGAAGGUGCCUCCACGCUGUACGGACCGCACACACUGACGCUGUAUCUGGAGCAGUACAAAAAGCUGAUCGGUGCGCUCGUGCGCAACGAGUCGAUACCGGCCGGACCAACGCCACCGUACGAAGACGACAAGCAGAUCUCACUCACGACCGGGGUCAUCUUCGAUUCGCAUCCGCUCGGCAAAGACUUUGGCGAUGUGAAGGUACAGCCGGAACCGGUGUACGCGCACGGUACCACGGCUAGCGCCGUGUUCAUUGCGGGCAAUCCGCGCAACAAUCUCAUGCACGACAAAAGCUUCUUUACGGUCGAGCAGCAGCAGAUGGACGGCAACUGGAGUGUUAUCGCAACCGAUGCCAACUGGGAAACGAAAUUCCGUUGGGAACGAACCUCCACCAUACUAGGCUUUAGUGAUAUUGAAUUUAGCUGGAUGAUUGGGCCCACCAUACCGGAAGGGACGUACCGGAUCCGACACUUUGGCUACUACCGAUACAUACUUGGAGGUGUCUACCCGUACGUGGGCGUUACAAACACCUUCACCGUGGAGUAG